AUGGGGUGUUUCAAUGGGAGACCGGAAAUGGACAUCGAACUAACGAACACAGAUUCUAACGCAGUGAGUUGCAUGUACACUAGAAUCAAGCCCAGAAUAUUGGCUCAGAUUUUCCAGCAGUCACAAGUAUCGCUCGGUCUAGUCGAGGAGAAGAUUCGCCGCUGUCUGUUGUCAGCUGUUACUAAUAUCAAUCUUUCUGAAGCGCUGCCUCCAAAUCCAGACGACUGGCGAAUGGAUGAGACCCAGCUGAUUGAUAAUUUCCAUGAUAGAAGCUAUCACGAUCAGGUGGUUAAUUAG
Molecule: messenger RNA, 297 nt
Organism: Cylicostephanus goldi
Lineage: Eukaryota; Metazoa; Nematoda; Chromadorea; Rhabditida; Strongylidae
Source: the annotation of a GenBank genome assembly